Colletes gigas is the source of this 13715-nucleotide messenger RNA. It is a transcript of the gene Sdb, whose product is annotated as titin. The transcript has 8 exons. Lineage: Eukaryota; Metazoa; Arthropoda; Insecta; Hymenoptera; Colletidae. Gene Ontology annotation, molecular function: microtubule binding. The record is from RefSeq and is a predicted model, not a curated record. The annotation marks the transcript as partial. Gene Ontology annotation, biological process: microtubule anchoring. Gene Ontology annotation, cellular component: ciliary basal body; sperm flagellum; axonemal microtubule.
CGCGAACGUUUCGAUAGUUUCCAUUUUGUCGUAAAAUCGUUGUUGUCGUAUCGGUCGCGUGUGUUGGAUUCGUAUGAACGACGUGAACGCGACCCAGCCACGAGUUUCAGUUCCGCGGGCAUGACGUCCGUAGAGACGAUGGAGGUGGUGUCGUCGACGAGCGUCGUCGAGGAGGCGAGGCAGGUGGUGGAGAGCGAGUCCACGAGCAGCGUGGUCGAGGUUAUUAUGCACUCCAAGGAUAACAUCAAGGUCCUCGAAACAGCCCCGCAGAUCGUAUCUGCUCACAGAACCGGAAAGAGUUCCCAGGACUUCAUAGCGGGGGAACAAAUGGAAUCGGUCAAGCAGGCCAAAACGGUACGGGACGGCUCGAAAAACGCGAAAGAAAUCGAGAUUCGAUCGGACUUGCUUCGAGGGGACGUUUUAGGGGAGAGUAGAUCGACGGAGAUGCAAAGUCGCAGCGAAUCUCGCGCCGAAAGCAGCCAGAAGACCGUCUCCUCGACGACCAUCGUGGAAACGUGCUCCUCCACGGAGGAUUAUCGCGACAAUCUAUCGACGAAGAGGAUAUUGAACGGGGACCACAAACCGCGAGUGCAGACGUCGUCGACGUCGUUCGAGAGCAAAAUGGCGAGCAAGGAGACGCGGGAGGAGAACACGAAGGACGGUCAGACGGUUUCGAGCACGAGCAAGGUCCGCGAAACGGACGAGAAGGUCGACGACAAUGGACGCGUGUCGUCCUCGCAGAGUCGUAGCGUCGACAACGAGACCACGGUCGUGCCCGCGGACCUAGAUCGCGUUGAACUUACGGAUGACGUCAGGAGGGCCGGCAAAAAGAUUUCACUCGACACGGAGAGCACUGGGAACGUUGGUGAAAUUGUCACCCGGUCGGUCAAGCCAGGCCAGUCUGCGUGGGACGGCACCUUUGUUAGCGAAAGUCCAACGUCGGUUAAGGACAGGAACGCCGCGAGAAACCUCGAGACGUCUCGAGUAAAUCGAGACUGUCGCGACAAGGCGAAAGUAGAUCGGCUGGUUUCGAAGCGCGAAAACGAGUCGCGCGUUGAAGUCUCCGAGGAGAUCAGCUCGAUCGUCGAUCAGCGGGUGUCGUCCACGUCGUCCGUGAUCCGCGACAGCAAAAUCGUCAGAGACGACGGCAGGGUGUACUCGAGCAGCCUGGAGGGCUUCGAUCGAAACGUAGACACGAUCGAUUUCGCUGACGGACAGAAACGGGUUACGACGGAGGCGCACUCGAAGGGCUCGCCGCGUUACACGAAACCCGGGGAUUCCACGUGGGACGGCACCUUUGUAACGGAAAGGCCUCAGGAGCCUCGACGAAGGAACGUAUCGGACGCCUCUCUCUUCCAGCAUUUUGGCGACGACAACGUCGUGGAGUCGACGCAGCGGUCGGACUUCCGCGAGAAGAGUUCCGAUGGAUCGUACGAGAAGAAGUCGUCGAACGUCGUGCACGUGGUGCAGGGCGCGACUGACACGUCGAGAUUUCUAUCCGAGGAGCGCAAGGACGUCACGGAAGAGGUUUACAUCGAUGGGAAAUUGGUUGGCAAAGCGGAUGUCCCGAGGGACACGUCGAGUCGAAGGCUCGCGAGACCCGGGGAUUCCGCGUGGAACGGUCAGUUCGUGUACGAAAAGCCGCAGGAUAUUAAGAAGUCGAUGGUAAAAACGAACGAGAAACGACACGACUCCGUGGACGUCCAGGACGUCACGGAAGAGCAAAAUUCUACGAACGUGUCCGAGUCCGUGUCGACUUCGUACGUCAUGCAGUACGCUACGUCCAGCGACGAGAAGAUAAAGAACGUCGAGAAGGUGACUUCCGUCUCCGAGACGAUCUUCGAGGAGGAGACCGGAAGCGGCGGACCUCAGCGUCGAGCCGGGAGCCCGGAAAAGGUGAUCAAACCGGACACGACGUCGCGAAGCUACAGACCGGGACAAUCUGCUUGGGACGGGAGCUUUGUUUACGAGAAACCGCAGGUCCCAGAACGUCGCCGGAAGCCGGAUGCUAGAGGUACCACCGACUCCGUCACCAUACGCGACGUCACGGAGGACAACUCGAUAAACGAGACGGAAAUAUCCACCACAUCCUACGUUGUCGAGCAUUCGUCCAGCCAGCAGAGUUUCACGGAUGUCAAGGACUCUAGCCUCUCGUCCAUACACGAGACGGUCGUGUUCGACAUACAUCCUGUGCGUCAGGAUGGUUCGAGCAAACCUGGAAGUCCAGAGAAAACGACCAAAGGCGGAGACAUCAGGAUCGUGAAGCCCGGAUCGUCGACCUGGGACGGGACGUUCGUCACGGAAAAACCGCCCGACAGGAGGAGGACCAACGAGAAAUCGACGGACAAAGUCGAAUCCGAGAGCACCGCGGCGAAAUCGAGGAAACACGUGAGCGACUCCACGUUGAAUAUCCGCGACACCGAUCUAGGAGUGUCCAGCAGCUCGGAGAUCUUCAGCAACACCGUUGUCAUGGAGCAGUCGACCACCCACGAAAGUUACUCAGAUUCCUUGAAUCUGGAUUACUCCACUAGCUCCAUGGAGACUGUAAUAUUCCGCGAGGGCGCCCUACCGUCGUCCACGCCGAAGAAGGUCACGAUCAAGGAAGGACCCGAUUCCAAAAAGAAACCCUUAGAGCCUGAAAAAAUGCCAGAGAAGCGACCCAAGAGUCCUGAAAAGCACGCUGCCACGAAUCUGGAUUAUUCCACGAGCUCCACGAAGACUAAAGAAACAACACACGCUAAAGAACAAACGCCAGAGAAACGUUCCAAGAGUCCCGAAAAGUCCGACAGAACCGUUCGACCUUCGAAGCCCGGUGCCUCGACGUGGGACGGAUCUUUCGUUUACGAAAAAACCACGGACAAAUCGGACGAUAAAAAGCUACCAACGGAGAAGCAAGUCCCGGCUCAGAUCGUGCCAACGGACGCUACGAGAAUUCCAGAGGGAACGAAGCCUACUUACAUCACCGAGAAAUCGUUCAAACUAUCAGACACCUCGAAGGAUGUCCAGUCGUCCGAAUUCGUUACCUCCACCCUCCUGAACCGUACGUUUGUCAGCGACUCCGAGGUUCUCGAUUCCUCCAACGUUACCACGACGCUCGUUCACGAAGUCGACGACAGAAGAGGCCCUGAAUCUCCGGAAAAACGACCCAAAAGUCCCGUGGACAAGACGGCGAGACCGACCAAGCCAGGCGCUUCCACGUGGGAUGGAUCCUUCGUUUACGAGAAACCACAAGAUCAGAGGAAGAAACCAACAGAUCGAGAAAGAGGACCAAAAGAUUCUCCGGUUAAAGAGACACCGAAAGAUGAUAAACCAGGCUCCCUGGUCCCCAAAGACGACGCUACCAAAAUCUCGAUCGUCGAACGCGAAAUCGCGGAUGUGAGAGACGUCAAGGAUACCACGGAAGUCCAGCGAUCUUCCUACUCGGUGGAUCAAUCGUCCAGCUUCACGUUGGUGCAGGACGUACGCGACGUGGUCGAGGAACGUGUCGUCAGCGAAUUCAAGAAAGACGCGAGAGAUGUCACCGAAUCAACGACGGAAUUCAUCGAUAAAGAGCAGGUGACUAGUAUGGUAGCGCGGGAUGUCGUCGACGAGACUCGGUUCGACAAAUACAGCAGCUCGGUUCCGCGAUCACCCGCGGAUUCGCCGCGGAGAAGCUCACCGGAACGACCGGGCUAUCCGCGCGGAAUACCCGGACUCAGAGAGGACGAGCGGCCAAAACCGAUUCCGGCAGCUGGGAAACCGAGUCGACCUCCUCGACGCGACCACAGCCCAGAGGAACCCAAAAGACCAACCGGAGUCAGGGCACAGCAGCCGGAAAAGCCGCGCGAUUAUGUUUCGACGAAGUCGAUGCCCGCCGCGGGGAAACCGAGCUGCCCCGAUGAGAGGCAGAUUCCUCCUGAAAGGGCACCGCGUCCCGAGGAAACGACGUCGGUCCCGGGUAAACCGAGCCGUCUCGACGAGAAGCCAAAGGUUCCCGAGAAGCCCGAGCACCGUCCAGCAGCGGGUAAACCGAGUCGACCGGAGGAAAAGCCGAAAAAGCUGGACGAACCACCCAAGAGAGGCGAUCAGACUCCGGACUCCCUCGACGGGGACGACCUUCAACCUGGAAAGAUACCAGUCAUCCUGUCCAAGAUUCCUCUGAAGGAGCAGUGCAUCUGCGAACUCUGCACCUGCGGGCGACAUCGUUGUCACCACAGCGUGCCCCAGGAUCGUUUGGAGCUUUCUCAGGACGAACCUCUCCACGUGAUCACCUCGUACCGCGAGGAGUUCGACGAGAAACACGUGGACAGGCAGACGAUCCACCACCAUGAGGAUCAUCUGCGUAUGGAAGGCGACUUCAUCGGCGAGAGGCGGGCUGACUAUGUGGCGACGAAGGGCGAGAGAGCCCCGGUGAGGAGGCCGCAGGAUAACUUGAAACCGGAGGGGGAAUUCGUCGGGAGACCGCGAGAGGAAGCUCCCAAAUAUGGCGACCGUGCGCUGGUCAAGAGACCCCAGGACAAUCUCAGACCCGAGGGAGAAUUCGACAGUACGACCACGACGGAGCUGGUGUUCACCGGGACGCCCGGCGAACGACCGAGCGCGGUACGUCGGAACACCUACACGAAGGUCGAGGGUGAAUUCAUCGACUCGACCACCUCGAGAUCCGAGUACAUCGACCAUCGAACCAUCCAGCGUGCCGACAUCAUCAAACGUACGGACAAUCUGACAGUGGGAGAGGGUGAAUUCACGGGUACCUCUCGUCUCAAGGAGGAUUUCCACAGUUACGACGCGAUCGAACGUGAACCACGAAGACGUCUCGCGUUCACGGAGGAGGACGAUCGAUUUUACAAGACCGAUAUCGUGGAGAGCACCACGACCACGCAGGAACAACAUCGAACGUUCGAUCAGACCGAUUACAGAAGCACGUCCGUGAUCAGACGGGACGACAAUUUGAAACCGGAAGGGCCGUUCGAAGGUACGCCGCGCAGUAAGGACGAUUACAUCGUGCCGGCGAUAACCAAGAGACCGGAACCCCAGAGGCCUAAGGACAAUUUACGACCAGAAGGACCCUUCGAAGGACGUCCAAAGGACGAUUAUAUGCCGACCAGAGGAGAGAGGGCGGAUGUUAAGAGGCCGGAGGAUAACUUGAGACCGGAAGGUCCGUUCGAGGGAAGGCCAAGGGACGAUUAUUCACCGAAAUGGUCCGAGCGUCCCGAAGUGAAGAGGCCAGUAGAUAAUCUGAGACCGGAAGGACCCUUCGAAGGACGUCCAAAGGACGAUUAUAUGCCAACCAGAGGAGAGAGGGCGGAUGUUAAGAGGCCGGAGGAUAACUUGAGACCGGAAGGUCCUUUCGAGGGAAGACCCAAGGACGAUUUCACACCGAAAUGGGCCGAACGUCCAGAAGUAAAACGACCUCAAGAUAAUUUGAAACCGGAAGGACCGUUCGAGGGACGACCCAAGGACGAUUAUAUGCCAACCAGAGGAGAGAGGGCGGAUGUUAAGAGGCCGGAGGAUAACUUGAGACCGGAAGGUCCUUUCGAGGGAAGACCCAAGGACGAUUUCACACCGAAAUGGGCCGAACGUCCAGAAGUAAGACGACCUCAAGAUAAUUUGAAACCGGAAGGACCGUUCGAAGGACGACCCAAGGAUGACUUUUCACCGAAACGAGCCGAACGACCGGAAGUCAAGAAGCCCGAGGACAACUUGAGGCCCGAGGGACCGUUCGAAGGGAGACCCAAAGACGAUUUCACCCCCAAGUGGUCGGAACGCCCUGAAGUCAAGAGACCACAGGACAAUUUGAGACCGGAAGGACCCUUCGAAGGACGUCCAAAGGACGAUUACAUGCCAACGAAGGGAGAACGUGCUGAUGUGAAGCGUCCAGAGGACAACUUGAGACCGGAAGGUCCGUUCGAGGGAAGGCCAAGGGACGAUUACUCGCCAAAAUGGGCAGAACGUCCGGAAGCGAAGAAGCCUAAGGAUAAUUUGAAACCCGAAGGACCCUUCGAGGGCCGCCCCAAGGACGACUUUUCCCCAAAGCGUGGCGAACGUCCGGAAGUCAAACGACCCGAAGAUAAUUUGAGACCGGAAGGACCCUUCGAAGGACGUCCAAAGGACGAUUAUACACCGAAAACCGCAGAGAGGCCGGAAGUGAAGAGACCUCAGGACAAUCUCCGACCGGAAGGCGAAUUCCAGGAUCGUCCUAGGGACACGUAUACUCCCGGAGAGAGACGUACGCCCAUCAGACAUCCGGAUAAUUUGUAUCCAGAGGGCGAAUUCGAGAAACCGAGGCAGAUACCUUACGGUCCAGGUGAAAGGGCACCGAUAGUCCGACAUCCUGAUAACUUAUUCCCCGAGGGAGACUUCCCAGACAGGGAACGGAAACCGUUUAGUCCCGCGGAACGUAGAACUCCAAUCAAGCACGAUGAUAAUCUAAGACCGGAAGGGCCGUUCGAGGGACGUCCAAAGGACGAUUAUACACCGAAAACCGCAGAGAGGCCGGAAGUGAAGAGACCUCAGGACAAUCUCCGACCGGAAGGCGAAUUUCAGGAUCGUCCUAGGGACACGUAUACUCCGGGAGAGAGACGUACGCCCAUCAGACAUCCGGAUAAUCUCUAUCCAGAGGGUGAAUUCGAGAAACCGAGGCAGAUACCUUACGGUCCAGGUGAAAGGGCACCGAUAGUCCGACAUCCUGAUAACUUGUUCCCCGAGGGAGACUUCCCAGACAGGGAACGGAAACCGUUUAGUCCCGCGGAGCGUAGAACUCCUAUCAAGCACGAUGAUAAUCUAAGACCGGAAGGGCCGUUCGAGGGUCGUCCAAAGGACGAUUACAAACCGACGAAGGGAGAACGCGCGGAUGUGAAGCGUCCUGAGGACAACUUGAAACCGGAAGGUCCGUUCGAGGGAAGACCCAAGGACGAUUAUUCGCCGAAGAAAGCAGAGCGUCCGGAGGCGAAGAAGCCUCAGGACAAUCUGAGACCGGAAGGGCCCUUCGAGGGUCGUCCAAAGGACGAUUACAAGCCGACCAGAGGCGAACGCGCGGACGUCAAGCGUCCAGAGGACAAUCUAAAGCCUGAAGGUCCGUUCGAGGGCAAACCGAAAGAUGAUUACUCGCCGAAGAGGGCAGAACGUCCGGAGGCUAGGAGACCAGAGGACAAUUUGCACCCCGAGGGUGUGUUCGAGAGGCCAGAAAAACCUGUGGUCGGUCCCGCUGAGAGACGUACUCCGAUCAAACAUCCGGACAAUCUUCGUUCCGAGGGAGACUUCGAGAGACCGCGCCACGAAGAGUUUCGACCGGCGGAGAGGCCGGAGGUCAAGAAGCCCAAAGACAAUUUGAAACCGGAGGGUGAUUUCGAGCGCCCCCGUCAGGAGAAGUUCGGUCCAGCCGAGAGACGAACGCCCAUCAAGCACCCGGACAAUCUCAAGCCCGAGGGAGAAUUCGUGGGCAAGCCUAAAGACGAAUUCACGCCCACCAAAGGCGACAGAGCAGUGGUGAAGAGACCGGAAGAUAAUCUGAGACCGGAAGGACCGUUCGAGGGUAGACCCAAAGACGACUAUCAACCCGUUCGUGGCGAACGAGUCGACAUCGUGAAACGCACUGACAAUUUGCGAAUGGAAGGAGAGAUCGAGACUUACAGGUCCAGGGACGAGUACACGGAUUUCCUGAUCCGCGAGCGUACGGAGGUGACCAAGUACGAGGACAAUCUACGCAUGGAGGGUGAAUUCACCGACUCACGAACCAGGGACGACUUCAAGGUAGUGAGAGGUGAACGAGUGGACAUCGUCAAGCAUCCCGACAACCUGCGUCCCGAGGGACCGUUCGAGGGCCGCCCGAAGGACGAUUACAGCCCCAAGAGGGCCGAGAGGCCGGAAAUCAAGAAGCCUGAGGACAACCUGAGGCCGGAGGGAGAGUUCGAGAGGCCUGAGAAGAGACCCUACGGUCCAGCGGAGAAGAGGACGCCGAUCAAACACGAGGACAACUUGAAGCCGGAGGGAGAAUUCGAGAGACCCAAGCACGAGGAGUUCAGGCCGGCGGAGAGACCGGUGGUCAAGAAACCACGCGACAAUUUGAAACCGGAGGGAGAGUUUGUCGGGCGUCCCAAGGAGGAGGCUCCUCGAAAGGGCGAGAGGGCGGACGUGAAGAGGCCAAAGGACAAUCUCUAUCCGGAAGGCGAGAUCGAUGUUCCAGAGAGGAAACCCGUGGGACCCGCGGAGAGGAGGACGCCCAUCAGACACGCGGAUAAUCUGCGACAGGAAGGCGAGUUCGAGAGGCCCAAACCGGAAGAGUUCAAGCCGGCAGAGAGGCCGGUUGUGAAGAAACCGCAGGACAAUCUGAAGCCGGAGGGCGAGUUUAUAGGUCGUCCGAAGGAACAGGCGCCGACAAGAGUCGACAGGGCUGAUGUCAAGAGACCGGAGGACAACCUGAAGCCGGAGGGCAGCUUCGAGAGGCCGGAGAAGAAGCCUUUUGGUCCUGCGGAAAGGCGAUCCCCCAUCAAGCAUCCCGAUAAUCUGAAAUCCGAGGGCGAAUUCGAGCGUCCCGACCACGAGCAGUACAGACCCGCCGAGAGACCGGAAGCUAAACGGCCCAAGGACAACCUGAAGCCGGAAGGAGAGUUCGAGAGGCCUGAGAAGAGACCCUUCGGUCCGGCGGAGAAGAGGACGCCGAUCAAACAUCCGGACAAUCUCAAGCCAGAGGGUGAUUUUGUCGGGAAGACGAAGGAGGAGGCGCCGAAACGUGGAGAACGCGCGGACAUCAAGAGACCUCGCGACAAUCUGAAGCCGGAAGGCGAGUUCGAGCGACCGGAAAAGACCCCGGUCAGGCCAGCGGAGAAACGCACGCCCAUCAAGCACCCCGACAAUCUGAAACCGGAAGGAGAAUUCGUCGGGAGACCAAAGGACGAUUACGUGCCGACCAGAGGAGAACGCGCGGACGUCAAGAGGCCUGAGGAUAAUCUGAAACCGGAAGGACCGUUCGAGGGAAGGCCAAAGGACGACUUCGUCCCUGUACGUGGCGAACGGGUGGACGUUGUUAAACGGACCGAUAAUCUUCGUAUGGAAGGCAACAUCGAGACUUACAGGUCCAGGGACGAGUACGCGGAUUUCCUGGUCCGCGAGCGAACGGAGGUGACCAAGUACGAGGACAAUCUACGCAUGGAGGGUGAAUUCACCGACUCUCGAACCAGGGAUGACUUCAAGGUAGUGAGAGGCGAACGAGUGGACAUUGUCAAGCAUCCUGACAACCUCCGUCCCGAGGGACCGUUCGAGGGUCGUCCGAAGGACGAUUACAGCCCCAAGAGGGCCGAGAGACCGGAAAUCAAGAAGCCUGAGGACAACCUGAAGCCGGAAGGGGAGUUCGAGAGGCCUGAGAAGACUCCUGUCGGCCCUGCUGAGAGAAGAUCGCCCAUCAAACACGACGAUAAUCUUCGUCCCGAGGGAGAGUUCAUGGGUCGACCGAAGGAACAGGCGCCGAAGAAGGGCGAGCGAGCGGAGGUGAAGAAACCGAGGGACAACCUGCGUCCGGAGGGUAGUUUCGAGAGACCGGAGAAGAAACCGGUGGGUCCUGCGGAAAGAAGGAGUCCCAUCAAACAUCCGGACCAUCUACGACCGGAAGGAGACUUCGUCGGUCGUCCCAAGGAAGAGGCACCCGUCAGAGGUGAACGAGCGGAUGUUACUCGACCCAAGGACAACCUUCGACCCGAGGGAGAGUUCGACAGACCGCAGAAGUCUCCGAUAGGCCCGGCUGAGAAGAGGACACCGAUUCGUCACGAGGAUAAUCUUCGCCCCGAGGGAGAAUUCGUGGGCAGGCCCAAGGACGAUUUCACCCCCAAACGUGUUGAUAGACCGGUUCAGAAGAAGCCCAAGGACAACCUGAAGCCGGAGGGCGAGUUCGUUGGAAGGCCAAAAGACGACUAUAAACCGACCAAGGGCGAGAGGACGGAGAUCGUCGUGCACCGGGACAACCUGAGGAUGGAGGGUGACAUCGACGUUCGACGAUCUAGAGACGACUACAAGAGCGUGUCGAAGAUCGAGCGCGUGGACGUGAUUCGUCGGGAGGACAAUUUGAAGAUAGAGGGAGAGUUCGUGGAUGUUCGAAGGCGAGACGAUUACAGGGUGACCCGUGGCGAACGCAGCGAGAUCGUCAGACACGAGGACAACCUUCGAACGGAGGGUGAAUUCGAGAGGCCGGAGAAAUCCCCGGUUGGUCCGGCGGAACGACGAUCGCCCAUCAAGCAUCCGGACAACUUGAAGCCCGAGGGACAGUUUGCCCAGCGUCCCAAGCCACCGACGCCCACGAAAGGAGACAGGGUCCCGGUGAAGAAGCCCAAGGACAACCUGAAACCCGAGGGAGAGUUCGAGAGGCCGGAGAAGUCUCCGGUCGGACCGGCGGAGAGACGUUCGCCGAUCAAACAUCCGGACAAUCUGCAUCCCGAGGGAGAGUUCGUCGGUAGACCGCGACAGGAGACGCCGACCAAGGGAGAACGCGCGGACGUAAAGAAGCCCAAGGACAACUUGCAUCCCGAGGGCGAGUUCGCCAAACGGACCCCUCAGAAGGUGGGACCUGCCGAGAGACGGACUCCCAUUCGUCACGAGGACAACCUCCACCCUGAGGGAGAUUUCUACGCCAGCCCCAAGGACGACUUUGGUCCUAAGAGAGGUGAUCGCGCGCCGGUCAGGAAGCCUCAGGACAAUCUGCGCCCGGAAGGCGAGAUGGAAGUCAGCCCGACGUCCAGGGACGAUUACAGAUACGUGAACGGGGAACGAGUGGAGGUCCGUCGUCACGAGGAUAAUCUGAGGAUGGAAGGGGAGAUGGACGUUCGCAGGAGGGACGACUACAAGAGGGUCACCAAGGUAGAGAGGGUGGACACCAAGAGGCGCGAGGACAACCUGAAGAUCGAGGGCGAGUUCGUGGACGUGCGUCGCAAGAGCGAUUACACGCGCGUGGUCGCCGAACGGGCCACGAUCAAGAAGCAUCCCGACAACCUGCGUCCCGAGGGAGAGUUCGACCGACCGCAGAAAUCUCCCCUGGGACCCGGGGAGAGAAGAUCGCCCAUCAAGCAUCCUGAUAACCUGAAACCGGAGGGCGAUUUCGAGCGCAGAACCCCGGAGAAGGUGGGUCCGAUCGAGCGUCGAUCGCCCAUUCGUCACACGGACAACCUGAAACCGGAGGGUGACUUUGUGGGAAGGCCUCGGGACGAUUUCACACCGAAGAGGGCUGAGAGGGUGGAGGUGGUGCGCAGAGAGGACAAUCUGAGGAUGACAGGGGACUUCCAAGACUCGACGUCGCAGAGGUCCACGUACACGGUGGUGCGCGGGGAACGCGCCGAGAUCAAACGCCACGAGGACAACCUGAAGGUGAGCACCGGGGCGAUGGAGACGAAGACCACCAGCAGGGACAUGUACACGCCCACGAGGAAGGAGGACUCGCCGACAGGGAAGACCGUGAGCCGCAGACACCACAUGGAGUCCUCGAUCAAUCUGGGCGACGACAACACGACCAUGUCCACCACCACUCAGAGGAACUACAAUACCUUCACGAAACGCACCGCCAAGGAGGUGGCGGCCAAGGUGAGCAGCAUGGAGUCGGACACCAGGAGAAGCGUCUCCACGGAGUCCAAGACCAUGGAGAACGGCACGGUGAUCACGACCACCAAGAAGACGACCUCCGCGCAAUCUGGGGAAAGAGUCUCCUCUGCCCAACCGUACGACGAGCCGUGUCCUCAUCCGGACUCUAGAAAAUUGAUAUCGAGCAAUCAGCAAUACACGAACGAGCACCAUCAGAGGAUGCACUCGAGCGAGCAACAUCUGAGAUCGCAAAAUAUCACUCAAUCCCGACGCGUGAUAGAUGAGACGGACGUUCAGAAUCAUCGGGAUCGAACGAUCGAUCAUCAGAAGCAGCUCGAUCGACAGCAUCAAGAGUCCAGCAAACGGGAUUACGUGAACACCCAGCACAUGGAGUCGCGACAAACCUCCAGCAGACAGAGACAGCACCACGAACAGCACACGGUCUCCAGCCAAGCUCGUUACAACUCGAACCAGUCGAGCAGCGCGGAGUUCAGGCAGGCGAUCAGCGGCCAAUCGAUGGACAGAUCGCAGAUGGACGCGUCGAUCGCGAAGACCAGUCAUCACAGAAAGAACGUGAUCUCCUCGUCUGCCGACGUGACCAACUCCGUCCUCCACAGACGCGGGGGCGUCGCCAGCUCCACGGAGGCGCUUCACACGAUCUCGUCGACGGCCGCCGACCAGAAGAAGAGCAUCUCGAAUCUGGCGGAGAGCGGCCAGUACAUCAGCAACUCUAGCCAGAGCAGCGAUCGACGAAGCUUGACAUCCCUGCACCGCAACACCAAGGACGGGAACCCUUGGGCCUCCUCCACCUACGAGCGUCCCCAAAGAAUCGUCCGACAGGACAACCUGACGGUGGGCGGGAAGUUCUACUCGCACAGCGAGACUAAAAAUUACGGAAAUUUCAGCACCCAGAAGGUCGAGAGGGUUCACAGACAACCGAACGUGUCACACAUCAACCUUGGCGACGGCUCCACCGUCUCCUCGAGCAUGUACAGAAGGGAAUACGCGCCCAGGCACAAGGGACCUUGUCCAGCCGCUCUCAUAGAGGCCAAACAAGCUCCCUUCAAGCACACCAGGGACACCCAGAAGCAUAAGUUCUACAUGCCGGUCGUUUCCAAUUAAAGUCGUUCUCGAAAAUUUCUGCCACGAGGAUACUGGGGGCGGACGAGGAGAACCGGAGCUAGAAGAACGCUUUCUUUCGUUUCUCAAUGCUAGAUUUACUCGAACGAUCAUAGCAAAAUGCUGGUUUUCUUUUGAUUAAAUUAAUAUUUUUGUUUCGUUAGUUUAUUACGCUGUAAUUGUCAAUCUCGUUUCGUUCCCGGACUCUUUGUCCGCCUCCCACGAAAUUAGGUCUAAUCGUAAGCGUAAAGGUUCGUAUAAAUUGCUGUGAUGAAUUCGCGUAUACUUCGAACGAUAUUUAUUUCUUACAUCGGCUAGAUCGACGAGGAACUGCACUAGAUAUGUAAUAAAUACGCAUAUAUACGUUAACUAUAUAUACAAAUCAACUUGUGGGGCUCGAGGCAAGAACGUUGUUAAUGUCUCCGGAAGCUGAGAAAUAUUUGAAAAAUUCUAGACAUAUCCGGCGUUCGUGGCUUCCGGAGACAUUGAUUCGUGAUUGAAUCGAUACCCUGUGCGUCGAUAUAUUUUUAUCCUCGAUGAAGGAUUCGGUACUAUAGGCCGGACAUCGAUAGUUGAAUAUCGAUCAGACACUCUUGAACCGCGAGAGCGCGCGAUUCGAACUCGUUAAAAUAUUUUGUUUGUCACAUUAAGCCACGUGUAUUACAAAGCAAUAACUAGAGCUUAAAUCCGUGAUACGGACGGUCCCGAUUCGACGAUCGGCGCCGUCCGAUAUUUAGAAUAGGCGCGGCGUCCAGACGCCGUGCGUAGCAUUUCUAAUCCGCUUUCUUUCAUAUUUACCGUUCUUCUAUCUUGUUGGUAACUAUAUAACGUCACUACUUCCCUCUCCCCUCGUAACACCCUGCGAUUUACAUUAACCCACGUUCUAAUAAACACGCAUGUAACUCGUCUCGACGUUAAUUUCGUCCGGCGUCGAAAAAACCGAGUUCCUCCGUGGAACGGAUUAUUAUUUUGUUUUUUCCCUCUCCUUAUUUUGAGUUUGUUCAUUUACGAGAUUUAUCAAUGUGUUCUCGAUCGAAUAAAGAUGUUUUUGCAAUUAA